AUGAUUUUAAAUUUUAAUAUAUUACUAAAAAAUUAUUUACAUAUAAGUAACAUACGUAAACUAACUAAAAAAACAAAUAAUCUAUAUAAAAUAAUAGAUAAUUGUUACAUCAUAAAUAUAUUACACACAGCUGUAAGUUUAUACAAACUUUACAAGAUAAUAUUUUUAUUAAGUAAAAAUAAAUCUUAUAUAACACUUAUAAAUACAACAAAACUUAAUACUAAUAAAUUUAUUUAUUAUUUAACUAAAUUUACAAAUAGUAACUGUAUAAAUACUUCAUGGAUAAACGGUACAUUAACUAAUAAAACUGUUAUACAAAAUCUUAUAAUUAUACAUUUAUUUAUAUCAAAGUUAUGUGAACUUGAUAACGAAAUAGACAUGCCUCUAAUAACUAAGUUGAAAAAACUUAAAAUAAAAUAUAACUUUACUAAAUAUUUAAAAAAUAUAUCAUGUUCUAAAUUUGUAUUCAUACUUAAUCUAGAUUCUAAUAUAUUAGCAGUUAAAGAAUGUAACUCUAAAAAUAAAUUUACAAUGGGAGUUUGUGAUUUAAAUUUUAAUACUCUACUGACAGAUUUAAAUAUUUUAAGCAACAAUGUUAAUUUUAAAUCUAUAAAUUUUUUUAUUAAGUUCAUUAUAUCCCCUAUUAUAAGAGGAAGCGUGAACUAA
Messenger RNA from Babesia bovis T2Bo, 666 nucleotides. NCBI's taxonomy places the organism in Eukaryota, Apicomplexa, Aconoidasida, Piroplasmida, Babesiidae. The record is from the annotation of a RefSeq genome assembly.